Messenger RNA from Austrofundulus limnaeus, 2355 nucleotides. It is a transcript of the gene armc2, whose product is annotated as armadillo repeat containing 2. The record is from RefSeq and is a predicted model, not a curated record. NCBI's taxonomy places the organism in Eukaryota, Metazoa, Chordata, Actinopteri, Cyprinodontiformes, Rivulidae. Gene Ontology annotation, biological process: sperm axoneme assembly; cilium organization. Gene Ontology annotation, molecular function: protein binding.
CCUGCUCGAAAACCUCCUACUUUUUUUUUUUUUUUUUUUACACAAGUUUCAGCCGUAAGGGUGUUUCAGUUUUGGCCGAAAAAGUUUUGUUCUUUGGAGUGGCACCAGUUCUUGCUAUUUAAACUGAGAGGAGGGUUACCGGCCUAAAACGUGAUCCAUGGAGACAAAACAUAAGUUUUGCAGCCCUUUUAUUCCACAAAGGCGCAACACUUUGAGGAAAACGUGUGCAGAGAUCGUCAAUGAAUCCAGGCAGUCACUACGGAUUCAGACCACCCAGCGACCCUUUACCCCGCAAGAUGGAUGCCGGCAACUGUUUGGGAGAAACUCUGUUCGAGCAGAUUGUGACAGCAGACCUCCGUCUACGUUUAGUCUUCAUGGUCGAAAUUUUGAUGCUUCAGACUCCAGGCCAGGUUCUGGGACUCGUCUCUCACCUUUGAACCAUAAACCAAAACUUCCAGACCCUCGUAAUGCUGAUGAUCCAUCCAAGGACUUUCCCAAAUCCCACUCUGGCCCGAGGAGUACGAGGAGAGGAGUGGCGUACRCUCGGACAUGCCUCCUCAAGCCUCUCACCACUCUGCUACUACCAGAAGCAUCAACAGAAGAGAAAUUAAAUCUUGGCCCAGAACAACAGCGUCUGUCAGCUGAACAACUUAACCAUCGAGAACAUUCGGCGGGUCGCAGUGAUCCUUUAAGGCCUGGCCGAUGCAAAUCACCACGAGAAAGCAGUAAAAGUGUGCAGCCGGGUGUUGACUCAGGAGUUAGACCCACAGCUAGCAGAGCAGAACAGCAAACAGAGCUCAAGUAUGAAGCCAACGCCACAAGCACAAAGGAGGAUGCAGAGUCACUGGUGUGGAAUAAUAUGAUAGUCCCUUUUCUAGAAGAGCUGGAGAGUGUGGCUGCAGGCAGCUCUGAGGACUCGGUGGACCGCCUGUGCGAUCUGUGUGACGGUCUGCACAGCGCCUUGGCGGACGCCGACCUGCUCGGUCGACGCUGCAAGAGGAGGUCGAGAAUCCUGCGACAGCUGUUCCGCCUUAUCGACCUCAACUCUUCUGAACUCAGCCUGCACAUCGCUAAGCUCUGCCUCGCUCUGUGUGUGAGUGGAAACAACCUGCUCAACAUCUGUAAGCUCAUUUAUCAGAUCAGCCGCAGUGAAUCCAACGACAUCCUCUUCCAGAAAGACUCCAUUGUUGUUGACUCGUUGCUGGAUGUGCUUCACACUGAAGACGUGAAUGUGUCUGGCGAGGCCCUGCUGUACUGCGUUGGCACUUUGAAGUUCCUCUCUGGAAACCGGGCGCUCCUCGGACUCUUGCUGGAGAAGAACUGCAUGGGCGUCGCUCAGAAACUCCUCCAGGCUCUUUGCGCAGUAGACGAGGCCAACAUAAAAACAGCAGGGCACAUCCUCACGCAGCUGACAGCCGCCCUGAGGAACCUCGCCGAUCACCCCGAUUCCCGUGYGCUCUUUGUUUCCUCCUUCAUCCUUCCAGCUCUCUGCCAGGUGUUGCAUCAACACUGUGAAGACAAAGACAUCUGCACGAACAUUUCCAGAAUUUUCAGCAAACUCUCCUCUUACUCUGAGUGCUGUCUCGCUUUGGCUCAGAUCUCCAGCUGUUAUCCGCUCCUUUUAGAUUUGCUGAACAAACAUCAUCAAAAACAGGAUCUUGUUGUGCGUCUCCUCUUCACACUCGGCAACCUCACAGCCAAAAGCGACGCGGCUCGGCUGCAGCUCUUUCAGUGCGACGGCUGCAUGGCCACACUCCUCCAUCUUUACAGCAGCUACCAGAGGAGAGACGARUCACCGCACGCACCCCCGCAGAAACAGGCCCUGUCCCGCAGAAAGCCCGCCACGCCUCCUGUCGGUGCGCGAGAGGCAGACGACGUGCUCCUGAAACUGGUCAGCGUGCUGGCCAACGUGUGCAUCCACCCCGCCGUGGGCCCAUCGUUGGUCACAAACACAACCUGUAUCCAGCUUUUGAUGGAGACUCUGGAGCUGAGGUCGGUGCAGGAGAGCGAGGAGCUGAUGGUGAACGUGGCCGCCGCCAUCAACAACCUYUCGUUUUACCAAGAGGAAAGCUCCGAGAUCCGACACAGUCGGCUCGCCAUCGCAAAGCUGAUGUUGAAGAUGAUGUCUACCUCGAGUAUGGAGGCCGUGCUCGAGGCUGCUCGUGUCUAUGGAAACUUGUCCCAGCACAGGGACGUGCGAGACUUUAUUAUGCAAAAUAAAGUGCACAAGUUUGCGGUCGCCCUGCUUGACUCAAAGAGAGCCGAGACGUGUCUCUCMGCCUGCGGGGUCCUGACCAACCUGGCUCAAGAUCCUCCCAACAGACUCUGCCUCGCACUAGAGGGGGCCUCGGCCAA